AUGCAAAUAUCCCACAACCUAGCUGGACCGGACAAUAAUUGCAGUCUUUUCUUAGAGAAAGGAAAGCAUGGUAAUGAAUCUCAUGGACAAUUAGAAGAUUGGGAUGCGGAAGCUGAAGCUGAAACCGAAGCAGCUGCUUCUGCUGUUGCUGUUGCUGCCAUUGGUAGUGAUGAGACUAUUGGAAAUAGGUUGGGUACUUGUUCUGUCUCAGUUUCAGAUGCUAAAAGUUUUGUAGCUGAAGAUAUUGAUAGGGUAGUAGCAGCAGGAGUAUGUCGUGAGCAACAAUCUGCUAGCCAAUCCAGAUCUGAGGAGCCUCUUAGUAAUUCUUCAGGCCAGAUGAUCUCACAUUUUCCUGCCGUCCCUCCUCAUUUUCCUUCUGGCCCACCUUCUCAUUUUCCUUUCUAUGAAAUGAAUCCUAUGAUGGGUGGUCCUGUGUUUGCUUUUGGACCACAUGAUGAGUCUGCAUCUACAACACAGUCGCAACCUCAAAAAACUACCGCACCAACAUCAAGGCCAAUUGGGGGCUGGCAACAGGGUCAUUCUGGCGUGGAACUUUUAUGGUCCUCCAACAGGAUUUACUGGACCUUUUAUUGCUCCGCUUGGAGGAUUCCAGGAGUCCAAGGGCCUCCACACAUGAUUGUUUAUAACCAUUUUGCACCUGUUGGACAAUUUGGUCAAGUUGGCUUGAGUUUCAUGGGUACAACUUAUAUCCCCUCUGGAAAGCAGCCUGGUUGGAAACACAUCCCUACAACUUCUGCGGCAGGGACUAGUGAAGGGAAUAUGAACAAUAUGAAUUAUGACAUCUUCUCAGAGGAAUCCUGCUAG
Vicia faba (fava bean) is the source of this 825-nucleotide messenger RNA. The record is from the annotation of a GenBank genome assembly. Lineage: Eukaryota; Viridiplantae; Streptophyta; Magnoliopsida; Fabales; Fabaceae.